AUGUUGUCAUCCAGUCAUAUCAGGGCAUCCAGCAGGUCCAGCUCGUCCAGUGAAGAGGACGCCCCGGGUGAUUCAUAUUCACAUUCACAUUCGUCCGAUCCUGAGGGAGGGGAUGCCACUCAACAGCUACCAGCUCCAGCAGAAGUCACCAAUCCUUCAUUGAGAUGGCAUAGUGGGUGCGCACUUAUCAUCGAUGACGGGUUCCUAGGCGGCCAGGAGCUCGGCUUGCCAACCGACAUUCGCAGCCGACUCAUGGUGCAUUACGUCUUAGGUCAUCCUGCGUGGCUUACAUUCACCAUUGAAUUUCCCCGUGCAAGUGAAGGAGAGGAAGAGGGUUUUGGAACGUUUUACUUUAUUAUCCCACGUCGAUAUCAAAAGCCCAUGCCAUCUUCAUACCACAGAAUACAAGUCAAGUUUCCCCUGGGUAAAUUGGUUCAUGCUGUUAAACCUAUAGAGUCAGCUCUAGUCAAAUCACUGCCUGAAAGAGGAAGCAAAUUCUCAGUGUUCGAAAUUGAUGUCAAAGAUGGCUCAGAUCCUGUUGUCAUUGAUUUUGGACUGCCUUUCGACAACCCAGGCCAUCCGAGCGACGGAUGGAUCAACAAUUCACAGCCCAUCGCUGGAAACCAGACACUACUGGAUGUUCUCUCCCAGCGAACUUUCCGUUUUGUGGCAAAGGGCAGCUCAUUUUUACCAAAAUGGAGAUUCAAGGAUGACAACGAUCAUCUUGCAGCGAUGACGCAGUCCCAAGUUCAAGAUUUCGUUUGGCUACAUGCGGCGGCCGACGGGAUUUACAAGAUCAAGUUGCGAGCGUCCUUUGUUUCAACGAGUGGUUCGCCGUCAUCAUAUAUCGACGACUUCUACGUCGUCGUGCAACUGAAGGAGUUCCCCAGUCGGUAUGAUGCUGCUUUGCGCUGCCUUCUCAAUAGUGACACGCUGUGCCUACAUAUUUACGAUCCUGCCGUUCGAGCUCCUGUCGAUCGCGAGAGGCCAGCAAAAUGGCCAGCCCGAGUCAUUCACGACUCCACCAUCAUGAAUGCACUUGUACACCAGGGUAUAGCAGAUGAAAACGCAGUUUGCAAUUCGUCAGAUGAGCGACAUUUGAUCCUUGCAGUGCGUCGGCCAAAGGAGAUCGACUGUCGGCCCAAUUUCAAUGCCAUGGUAGUGGGCGAUGAAGGACGAAAAGAUUACUUGGUAUCCUUCAAUUUCCUCGCGGACUCUAAACCAUGCCAGCGUAAAGUCGAGGCUGUGCUGCAAUUUCACCCCGAUGCAAACCCGACACCUCGAGGGCAGGGCGGCCUGCAAUUAUUCGGAGCCAGGAGCACUGAAUCUCCUACCUCAUCUAACAUCAAACUCAAGAUGAGACUGCACAGAGACCUUUUACGCGGGUAUGGAUUCUUCAAAAUUCUGCGGGAGAAUGCUGAGACGCAACCACCGAUGCAGCUUGCACAAGGCCGCUCUUUGCCAGCAGUAAACCUGCUUCCAGCGUCCCAGCAUAUCGUCGACCCACUGAUGGAGGAUGUUCUCCCCAGAGAUCGCAAAAGGUUCUGUACAUAUCUCAGCAGGGUACCACUGGGUUUUGGCCUUAUCACAGGCUUUGGAUGCAAGGAUCCUGGUUUUGGAAAGACGACGGUCCUCUCCGUAGCCACGCUCGGCAUGUCUAUCGCUCUCGGGCCGAUCUAUGCAUGUGCUGCUACCGACGUCGCAGCUGACAACUUUGCGGAGCAUCUCAACCGAAUCUCUGAGAAAUUCACAAGUCGGCUCAAUGAGGCCAAAGCGUUGGGCGAAAGUCCAGCUAGGCGUAUCCUCAUCGUUCGUGGCUACGAUAUAGAUGACGAGGUUGCUGCCUUUCACAAACUCCUCGAAAAUCCUCGGAUAGGUGAUAAGGCAGCUCCUCCAUAUAAUUUUGCUCUUAAACCGAAAUGGAGACUGCACUUAUCCCUGGCAUUCUGGCUGCUUGUGGCCCUACGAUCGCCUGCUGUUCGUCCAUUUCAUUGUGAUGAUCCUGUAGGAAUACAGUCGCUGCAAUCGUAUUUACAUAACCAAUCGAAUCUUAAGCGGCUUCGCAAUGUGGCAACUGGAGUAAUUGGCUAUCAAGAGUACAAAAAUGGCCAUACGGUGGAUGCCGACCGCAUCAGGUUCAUGUUCCGGAACAUUUUGCGCUGUACUAACAUCCUUUGCACGAAUAUAUCCCUUUCUUGUCAAAGGCCAUACGAUUUCUGGAAGAGCUUAGCCAAGGGUAUCGCAGUGGACGAAGCAAACAAUGUUGGCCGUCCUGACCUCUACUCAGUAUGGGGCAACACACUUCUCCCAUGUCUCCUUUGUGGCGACGACAAGCAGCUGGAACCUCGUGUGGUGAGUUUUGGACAAAAAGAUGAGAAAGGCCACUCCAUAAACAGGCUUGAGGACGACGGUAAACUGUCCGCUCUUCUUUUCUUCAAAGGGAAUCGCUGGCCUGUGUUUCGCUUGAGGACCCAACUCAGAAUGGCCACUGGACUUUUCGACCUCUGUUAUGAGGUGGUCAAAGACAUGCCAGAUUUUCGAUACGGACCCGAUUGCGACAUCAGUUUGGAUCGGCAUGCGUGUGGCCGUGAACUAGAAGCCUUUCUACAGAAGAGAUUUCCUGGGUUGGCUCUUCCUCUCGAUGGCAUGCUCUCAGAGGCGUUUAUCAACUGUACAGGAUCCAAGUUUUAUUUCAGUCCAGUGACUGGGUCGGGGUGGAAUCCGGCUCAAUCCAGGCGCGCGCUACACUUUGUCCGCGACCUAGUAACACAGACAAAGAUUACUCCCCCCAAUGUCUUCAUCAUCACACCCUACGAAGCCAACGUCGAUUUCAUCGAGGGUGAGAGGCAAAAGCUAUACUACUCAGCAAUCUCAUCCAUGGCCCCAGCUGCAACAGUUGAUGACUUCCAAGGCCGUCAAGGGAACAUUAUAAUCCUUGUGACGGCAGCGACAGAAACUUCAGAGAUAUCAGAGCCAGGCUACAUCUCCGACCUACAUUAUCUCUGCGUAAUGCUCAGUCGUCACAUAUCCGGAUUGGUCAUUUUUGGUGAUCACAGCAUCCCGCAAGCGUGUGACAUAGAUAAUAUCCGGAAGGAUGUGGCUGAAACCGAUAAGAAUUCCAUGAAAAGCAUGUUGAGUAUCUUGAUGCGGAAAAGGCGAGUUGCUACACUACCGGCCUUUUAA
Trichoderma harzianum CBS 226.95 is the source of this 3183-nucleotide messenger RNA. RefSeq lists its product as hypothetical. The record is from RefSeq and is a predicted model, not a curated record. The transcript has 4 exons. NCBI's taxonomy places the organism in Eukaryota, Fungi, Ascomycota, Sordariomycetes, Hypocreales, Hypocreaceae. Gene Ontology annotation, molecular function: 5'-3' DNA helicase activity. The coding region runs from base 1 to 3183 and encodes 1060 amino acids.